Poecilia latipinna (sailfin molly) is the source of this 3401-nucleotide messenger RNA. Its product is annotated as cytoplasmic dynein 1 intermediate chain 2-like. Gene Ontology annotation, molecular function: dynein heavy chain binding; dynein light chain binding. The record is from RefSeq and is a predicted model, not a curated record. The transcript has 17 exons. Gene Ontology annotation, biological process: transport along microtubule. Gene Ontology annotation, cellular component: cytoplasmic dynein complex. Bases 141 to 2087 code for a protein of 648 amino acids. NCBI's taxonomy places the organism in Eukaryota, Metazoa, Chordata, Actinopteri, Cyprinodontiformes, Poeciliidae.
CAACCAUUAAAGACGAAGAUCGACGCAGCCUCUUCCAGCAUCAUCAUCUCCACCCUCCAUCAUCUUUUCUUGGGAAUAAGCGGCCACAAAACUGGAUUCUUUCUUCACUUCGGCACCUAAACCUAACUUCCGACACCAGCAUGUCUGACAAGAGCGAGCUGAAGGCUGAGCUGGAGAGGAAGAAGCAACGGAUCGCCCAGAUCCGCGAGGAAAAGAAGAGGAAAGAAGAGGAGAAAAAAAAGAAGGAUGGAGAAUCCAAGCGUGGCGCGGAGGCGGGGCCGGCUGGCGGCGAAGACUCGGAUCUGGAGAGGAAGAGGAGAGAAGCCGAGGCCCUUCUCCAGAGCGUUGGCAUCACCCCCGACGUCCCGCACGCUCAGCCCCUGAGGGUAGUAACAGAAGAUACGUGUCUGUUUCACUACCUAGUCCCCGCCCCCAUGUCUCCCUCCAACAAAUCAGUGGGCAGCGAUGCUGGAAGCCAAGAUUCCGGGGAUGGAAACGCAGGACCAAGGACUUUGCAUUGGGAUCCUGACCCCUCCACUCUGCAACUCCACUCCGACUCUGAGCUGAUGGGACGUGGAACGGUGAGACUUGGGAUGUCCAAACUCAUCCAGGUGGAUUUUGUCCCGAAGGAAAUGGUGUCCUACUCCAAGGAGACGCAGACGCCCACAGAGGCGUCGGCUCACACGGAUCAGAAAGCGGACGAAGAAGAGGAUGAGGAGAUAAGCGCUCCCCCGCUCACAGAGGACGCCCAGGAUGAGAAAAAUGAGCAGAGCGAACAGCAGGAGGAAGACGCCCCCAAGGAGCUGACAGAGGAAGAGAAGCUGCAGGUCCUUCACUCUGACGAGUUCUUGUCGUUUUUCGAGCGCGGCAGCCGGAUCGUGGAGCGAGCUCUGGCCGAGCAGGUGGACGUCUGCUUCGACUACAGCGGGAGGGAUCUGGAGGAUAAGGAAGGUGACUUGCAGGCAGGAGCGAAACUGGUUCAGAACAGACAGUUUGCAGAUGAGCGCUGGACCAAGAACCGAGUGGUGACCUGCCUCGACUGGUCACCUCAGUACCCAGAGUUGCUGGUUGCCUCGUAUAACAACAACGAGGACGCUCCGUACGAGCCGGACGGCGUGGCUCUAGUCUGGAACAUGAAGUACAAGAAGGCCACGCCAGAGUACAUCUUCCACUGCCAGUCUGAGGUGAUGUCGGCUGGCUUCGCAAAGUUUCACCCUAACCUGGUGGUGGGUGGGACUUAUUCCGGACAGAUAGUCCUGUGGGACAACAGAAGCAACAAACGCACUCCUGUUCAGAGAACUCCCCUGUCGGCGUCGGCGCACACGCACCCGGUCUACUGCGUGAACGUCGUCGGAACCCAGAACGCUCACAACCUGAUCAGCAUUUCCACCGACGGCAAGAUGUGCUCCUGGAGUCUGGACAUGCUCUCCCAGCCGCAGGACAGCCUGGAGCUGGUGUUCAAACAGAGCAAGGCGGUGGCCGUGACGUCCAUGGCGUUUCCUCUGGGGGAUGUGAAUAACUUUGUGGUGGGCAGCGAGGACGGCUCGGUCUACACCGCCUGUCGUCACGGCAGUAAGGCAGGCAUCACAGAGGUGUUUGAAGGCCACCACGGUCCUGUGACUGGACUGAGCUGCCACAGUGCUGCAGGACCUGUUGAUUUCUCUCACCUCUUCAUCUCCUCCUCUUUUGACUGGACCGUCAAACUGUGGAGCACAAAGAGCACCCGUCCUCUGUACUCGUUCGAGGACAGCUCCGACUAUGUCUACGACUCGAUGUGGUCUCCGGCGCAUCCCGCUCUGUUCGCCUGCGUGGAUCUGUCCGGACGGCUGGAUCUGUGGAACCUCAACAACGACACCGAAGUUCCGACUGCGAGUGUGUGUGUGGAAGGGUCUUCGGCCCUGAACCGCGUGAGAUGGUCUCACUCUGGAAAGGAGAUCGCCACCGGAGACUCAGACGGACAGGUGCAGGUGUACGACGUAGGGGAGCAAAUCUGCGUUCCCAAAGCCGACGAGUGGACGCGUUUCGUCAGGACUUUGGCUGAGAUCAACGAAAACAGAGACGAAGCUGAGGAGCUGGCUAACGUCUGAUCCUGUGACCACUCCCUGCUAACCAUUACUAGAUUCCUCUCCAGUAUGUUACUAUAGCACAUUAUAUAAGACACAGCCAGGGGGGAGUCGCACCGUCUUCUCUGAUUUCCAGCUUUUCCUUCUGCCAGAACUUGGGCCUGAGGAGAUGCGCUGAGCUAGACAGACAGGAGAGUUUUAGAUUUAGGUUUUAGAGAGAAAAAAAAAGGGGGUUUAGAGUUCGUGUGUAGUUAAAAGAUGAAUUUAGGAAGGGAUACGCGAAGGUGAUUUUCAGCCCGAUCUGGACUUCUAGCUUCGACCGCAUCCUCAGGGCUCCAGGAACUGCUGUUCUCCUGAGGCCUCGACCAUUAUCUUUUUUACAUAUGCAAAACCUUUCUACACGCACCUUUUUAUUGCCAUUCGGGUGUUUUACAUAUUUUACAGACGCGCUUAUGCUGAAGCUGGCACACUAUUGAGACAGAUUUGGAAGUCUAAACAUCUGAGUUGUACGUCUUCGGCAGGACAGUGAAUGUGCUCACACACACAUACACACUCCAGGCCUGAAGAGUGUCAUGCUUACAUUCUAAUUGCUACUCUAUUUAAUAUUUAUUACUGUGGCUGCACUUAUUUAAAUAUUUUUAUUAUUCUGAAGAUGUUUCUUUGUACUUGAGGAGUACAGUCCUGAAUUUGGCACUACAAGCUUUUAAUAUGUUGGUAGUUUGAAUUUAAUGACACUACAAUUGUUUCUCUCUGUAACCAUGGUUAGUGAUUAAUCCUGUGCUCUUGUACUAAAAAGCAGGACGUGUUUAUUGACUAUUUCUUGAAGAGAAAUGUAAAAUAUAUUCUUUUAAAUGGUGUACCACGGAGGUUGGACGCUUUUUUUUUUUCUAGAGAUGAACCAAGAAAUUUUUUCUGAUUUUAAAUUUGAUCCGCCGAUUGGAAAGCCAAUAAUGUAGCCUAGCUCUGAUUACUGAACCAGGCUGUUUCCAGGUUCGUUAUUACAGCAACAGCCUUCAGUGUGGAUGCCGUUGCUGAGCGCAGACUCAAAAGGUCAAGUGAGGCGUUUCUAAAAAUGAAAUUGGGGCAGAGAUUUAAAAAUCCAUCUAGAGUGUUUUAUACAGCACACAGUUGUGACUGUGAAACAGUGAGAGAGAGCCACACUUUUAGACGAUAAAAGGAAAGCUACUUGUAUUACAGACAAGUAGCUUUCCUUUAUAGAGCAUAGUGGAUUUGGAAAUGUCCAUCUUUUGGAAAGACUGAGGCUGCUGUUUUUAAUGUUGGCCACAAGUAAAUAUGCUACAUGUAGUUCUUCCUAAUUUCGUCUUCCAUUUAAAAUGA